AUGACCAGUCAUUCGCAAUCACAUCCCAGUAUCCCUCCUUUCUCUGCAUCAUUUACGGACAGCAACCUAAAAGUUGCACGGAGUAUCUACUUCAAGACACUUAUCGGCGGGACAGUAGCUCUUACGGUCGCAAUGUUCGCAAUAUUCUCAAUAUACUGGGGUGCGCUAUGGAAAUCGCCGGAGCAUCCCUUGCAGGGUUGGAUCGUGGAUUUCGACCAAUCUACCAUUGGAAACGCGGUUGUUCAAGCUUUGGAAGCAUCUUCUGCGUCAGGAAAGAUUACUUGGAGCCAAGUUCCGUCGUCAAACUUCGCAGGUCCCAGCGAGGUCGGAAAUGACGUAGUGGAACAAAAAACAUGGAUUGCUGUUGUUGUCAACGCAAAUGCUACCUCAAAUCUUCAAUCUGCCGUGGCUUCUUUCGAUUCCUCUUACAAUGGAUCGUCUGCUAUCACUGUGUACGGGAACCAAGCCCGUAGCGAAAAUGGAUACAAUGCCGUCUUAUUACCCACCGUACAAGCGGUCCUCUUAUCUGCAUCCCAGAAAUUCGCUCAAAGCUAUGCCACCAACCUAGCUUCUUCAAGUUCAUCCUCCAAUUUGACGAAUUUGCUUGCGCGUGCGCCGCAGAUUAUCACGCAGCCCAUCAGCUUCGUUGUUAACGAUCUCAAACCUUUCGAUAUCCCUGUCGCUACUGCUAUGACCUAUGUCGGGUUGAUUUAUACUCUCAUCUUAUCUUUCUUCAUUGUCAAUAUCAGUCUUUCCGCACGGUUGAUGUCUGGAUUGGAAACGCAUCUGACGACAGCUUCUAUCAUCCGCCUUCGCUUAUUGUCCUCUUUUGUUACAUAUUUAUUUCUCUCACUAUUUUACUCACUGCUCAGUCGAGCGUUCCAGGUCGAUUUUUCACGCAAGUUCGGCGCAGCAGGGUUCGUUCUAUUUUGGAUGCUGAACUGGGCGGGCAUGCUUUCCGUUGGAUUAGCCCUGGAAGCAAUGCUCACCUUAAUGACAAUGAAAGGUGUACCAUUUUUUAUGAUCCUACUCAUCAUCAGCAAUGUGUCUGUGUGCUUCUUACCUAUCGAUGUAUUACCUGGUAUAUAUCGAUACGGCUACGCCUUCCCGUUUUAUAACAUCUCCUGCGCUGUGCGAACCAUUCUCUUCGGCACCAAAAACAAUCUUGGACUCAAUUUUGGGGUCUUGAUUGCCUGGACCGCGAUAUCUUGUAUCACUCUGCCUUUCUUCCAGUGGUUCAUGCGAAGGAAACACAUCUCUGAGCUGAAUGGGACUAUGGAGCCUGACGAGAAAGUUGCAGAUUAA
Molecule: messenger RNA, 1305 nt
Organism: Lentinula edodes (shiitake mushroom)
Lineage: Eukaryota; Fungi; Basidiomycota; Agaricomycetes; Agaricales; Omphalotaceae
Exons: 9
Coding region: 1-1305 (434 amino acids)
Cellular component (GO): membrane
Source: RefSeq, a predicted model, not a curated record